AUGUACCGCUCGUGUGCUUUAGUGGCGCUGUACCUUUUGGUUGGAUUAGCGGUGGGUGGCCGCGCGAUACGGGCGGACGGUGGCGACGGUACGGCAAACCCGCGCUGGACCGUGCGGCCGAUGAACGUGAACUGUCCGCAACCGGCCUGCACCACGGCGAAGGAUCUCAACACACUGUGGGCCUCGCCGGACGCGACCCAGUUCAUACGGUGCCGGCCAGCCCCGACCGGUUACUGGAUGAUCGAGCUGCAGCUCUGCGCACCCGGGACGCUGUUCCAGUUCUCCCGACAGGCGUGCGUGGCCACAAGGAGCUGGUCGUCCUGCUGA
Molecule: messenger RNA, 327 nt
Organism: Anopheles moucheti
Lineage: Eukaryota; Metazoa; Arthropoda; Insecta; Diptera; Culicidae
Exons: 1
Coding region: 1-327 (108 amino acids)
Molecular function (GO): chitin binding
Source: RefSeq, a predicted model, not a curated record